Molecule: messenger RNA, 1099 nt
Organism: Engraulis encrasicolus (European anchovy)
Lineage: Eukaryota; Metazoa; Chordata; Actinopteri; Clupeiformes; Engraulidae
Gene: tnni2a.2
Product: troponin I type 2a (skeletal, fast), tandem duplicate 2
Exons: 4
Coding region: 8-487 (159 amino acids)
Biological process (GO): skeletal muscle contraction; cardiac muscle contraction
Cellular component (GO): troponin complex
Source: RefSeq, a predicted model, not a curated record
CCAGAGCAUGAUGCUCCAGGUUGCAAAAGAUCUCCUGGAGGCUGAAGAGAUUUCGAAAGUGCAGGAAAGAGAAAAGUACAUGGAGGAUAGCUGCCCAGCGCUAUCACUUCCGAGCAGCAAGGAGGAACUGCAGAAAUUGUGCCAAGAACUUCAUGCCAAAAUAGAAGUGAUCGAUGAGGAGCGAUACAUAUUAGAACACACAGCAGACAGAGUUUGCAAUGAGGUGAAGGACUUGAACAUCAAAAUUGUGGAUCUGAAAGGAAAGUUUAAGAAGCCACCUUUGAAAAAGGUGCGCAUGUCAGCCGAUGCUAUGCUUCAGGCUCUUUUGGGCUCCAAACACAAGGUGAACUUGGAUCUCAGAGCUAAUCUGAAACAAGUCAAGAAGGAGGUCAAAGAUGAGCCUGAAAAAGCUGGUGACUGGCGUAAGAACAUUGAGGACAAGGCUGGCAUGGGAGGCAGGAAGAAGAUGUUUGAAUCUGAAGCUUAAUAUGGCCACCAGUCUGUGCUGGCACGCACGCCAGAGCUCAACUUGCUAAUAUCACAUACUGCUACAUACACUGACUGUGGUCUGUAAAUCCUUGCUUUGCCUUUGAUACUAACUUUAAAGCUCGAGUAAAUGAUGCUAGAGGAGCAUUGGUGAUAUUUGAACUCAACAGCCGAAAAAUACCCACACCCCUCCCUGCUGUUAUUUGCAUGAGCACGAAACCCCUGUCCCUGAGUAGCCUGGUGAUCUGUGUGUGCCGGAAUGCACACUGCGUUUCCAGUCGAUAAAGACAAACUUGAAACUAGCUUGAAGACUGUGAGGAUAUAGUCUUCAAAUAUGGCACAAUGUGUAUAGGAUUAGCAUUGAUUGUUCUGCUGUCACAUCUGAUGGACUCUCAUCCCAACAUUUGUAUGAAAAUAAAGUGUAGCGCACAAUGUAAAUUAAGAGAUGAGCUUUCAUGUGUUCUUUACGCUCUAUCAAUCCCAAUGUCUUUUCUUCACCAGUUCCUCGGUAAGUCUUCACUCCCUUCUGAACAUUUCAAGUCUAUGGUACAUACAGUGGACAUACAGUAUAAUGGACAUAAAUGGCUCUAAGCACAUUGUUUUCUUUAACAGG